Molecule: messenger RNA, 2854 nt
Organism: Betta splendens (Siamese fighting fish)
Lineage: Eukaryota; Metazoa; Chordata; Actinopteri; Anabantiformes; Osphronemidae
Gene: acbd5a
Product: acyl-CoA binding domain containing 5a
Exons: 14
Coding region: 181-1668 (495 amino acids)
Biological process (GO): fatty acid metabolic process; autophagy of peroxisome
Cellular component (GO): peroxisome
Molecular function (GO): fatty-acyl-CoA binding
Source: RefSeq, a predicted model, not a curated record
AGGAUUGUGGAGGUUGUAGUAACUAGCCACAAAAACUACAACUUCCAAUGUGCACCUCUACCUGGUUUUAUUAUACUGUUCAUGGCGUCUGAUCGGGAACUACAGACAGGUCGCCUCCGGACUACCAGAUAGGCCAGUGUGACUUUAACGGUUUUGUUUUGGCCGUGUCAGCGGGACAACAUGGAGGUGGACAGUGUCACGGUGGGGGACGAGGAGCGUUUGACCCAGCUGAGGUUUGAAGCUGCGGUGAAAGUGAUCAAGAGUUUACCCCCGGAUGGUCCCUUUCAACCCUCCAACAGCAUGAUGCUCAAGUUCUACAGUUACUACAAACAGGCAACUGUGGGACCGUGCAACAUACCCCGACCUCGCUUCUGGGAUGCAGUCGGACAAGCAAAAUGGGAUGCUUGGGAUUCUCUUGGUGAUAUGUCCAGAGAAGCAGCAAUGGCAGCCUAUGUUAAUGAAAUUAAACUGAUUCUGGAGAGCAUGCCGAUGACGGAUGAGGUGGAGGAGCUGUUGCGCAUCCUGGGGCCUUUCUACGAGCUGGUUGACGAGAAGACAAAGAUAACGCAGAUCUCAGACCUGAGUACAGCUCGUUUGACACGGUUUGCUAGGCAACUGGAAGGGUUUGGUUCAAUGCUGAAUUCAACACCAGCAAAAAGUGUCACAAAGAGCAUUGUUAAAGCCAUGGAGAUGAACGGAACCCUGAGGACUCAGCGGCUCAAACCAAAGGAAUUGAGUGAGAGAUCAGAUGAGGAGGAGGAUGAAGAGGAAGAUGAGGCAGACGUUAAGACACAGAAAGAAAGAAAAGAUUUACAACCAAAAGAGAAAAGAUUAUCCAGGAAACACAAAGUGCUGUCAAAUGGUAAAGUGGCCAAUGGAGGCCUCCAUCUGACCAAUGGUCAUUCCAGGGCUGCUCUCAACAGUGACAACUCCCAGGAGGGUUCAGUCAACGAGCAAAUCCUUAACGGUCACCAUUCAGAUCAUAUCGGUGCAUCUGGUCCCAAUCAGCUGGCCAGUGACUCGGACAGUGAGGUCUACUGUGAUUCUGUGGACCAGUUUGGUCAAGAAGAGUACUCUGAACAUAACCUGGAUGACACAGAUGGCGAAGACAAUGACGUUCUGGAACCUCAGAAAAAGCAGAAGAACCAUGAGGAUCCUCAAGGUCUACACCACGCCAUCGGGUGUGGAGGGGAGGAUGGAGAGACCGGUGAGUCGAUGUCACAGAGACGCAAGCUGAAUGCAGACACGAGGGAGGGUUCCAUGGUCAGAAGAGGAAAGGGCUCCAGAUCCCCGGGUAGUGGCUUUGGAAUUCUGCUGCCCAUCCGAGGUGGUGGAGAUGGAGAUGGAGACAGGAGCCAGUGGGGAGGAGCAGUAACUCCUGGUGAGAGCCUGAAUGAGCAGAUCGUUGUGGUGUUGGCCAGGCUGCAGGAGGACAUGCAGAGCGUCCUGGAGCGGCUGCACAGCCUGGAGGCUCUGACUACCAGCCAGGUGAGGUCAGUGGCUCUGUCUCCCACUUAUACACCUCUCACAGUUAAUAAGAGUCAGAAACCAUCGUGGUGGCCUUUUGGCAUUUCUCCAACCAGUUUGGCCUUAGCUGUGAUUUGGCCGUUUGUGGUUCAGUGGCUUAUCUGCCUCUACCUCCAGAGAAGGAGAAGACGGAUCAACUGACCUGAGUUCUUGGAUUGGGUUUCUAACGGCCGUAACCUCCCCUGCUUAGACCCACAGCCUGAUUAUUUGCUUUUGUACUAUGAAGAAAGCACCUGAAGUAAUGACUGAGAGCAGAAAGUUUCAUAAGUGCAUUGCGCUGUGGACGUGGAAUCUGAGAGAAAAGUGAAUGUAUGUGCUCGGUUGUAUGGAGUGUCCUUACAACCCUUGAAAGACGUUAUUUUCCUGUGUAAGAAGCUGUUCUUGUUUAAGAACUGUGCAGUUGGGACGUUUGUGCAUUCAGAACAGAUCACAGUAGCUUCUCUACUUCCAUAUAAAAGGCUUUGAUUGCACAAAAUAGGCCUAAUACUUGUUCUUGAGCACAAUGCUUGAUGUGAUCAUCAAUUUAAUCUGAUUAGUUGCCCAGGCAGUGCUGCUCUAAUAAACUAUACUGACUGUAGUAGAAUGUAAUGUUAUCAGAUUCUGUUUAAUUAUGAAAGUAAGUUAAUAUUUAUUGCUAUUGGAGGCAAUUCUGAUGAAAGCAUUUCUGGCCAGAUUUUAGCAGUGUGGUUUGUUUAAAUGUAUUUCUAAUUGUUGAAAUAGGUUACACAGACCAGUCUCAUGUUUCAUCCUCAAAUAGAAAAAGUGCCUGAAAAUCAUGGGGUACGUUCAUGUGACAGGUGGCAUUUUGAUUUCAUCCAUCCAGAUGUUGUAGCAUAACCGUACUAGUGCGGGACCAAUAUUACCUUUAGUCAUUAAUGUUUAGCCAUGAGGUGGUGAGAAUCCUCAUCAUCGGCCUCACUGUCCAAUCUGCUGAUUAAUGCAUGACUCCUUCUGUUUAAGCUUUCAGAGUUUUCUAUGUUGUAUAAUUUUAAGCUGUGAUGUUUGUAUGAACUUUUUUGAGUGAUAGAAAUUGUUUGCAAAGCCUGUAAGCUCUACACUAAUUGUGUACAAUAGAUGUACAGUUCAGAUGAUUUACAGUGCAAUAUUUUAAUUGCACUUUCGUGUAUUAUUAUAGAAAACUAAAAUUUUAUUUAGAAAGGGUUGCAUCUGUAAUAGCACCAAUCUUUCCAGAGCCACUAGUUUUACUAAAGGAACAGCUGACCUUUCUACUGAAAUGGACUAAAGGCUUUUCACCCCCUCUGCCUGUGGACAGAAUGGUGUUUGCAUGUGAUAAUCUAAGCCGAAAAUAAAAUUUUCUUAAAGCGUU